Macadamia integrifolia is the source of this 1544-nucleotide messenger RNA. Its product is annotated as protein CHUP1, chloroplastic. NCBI's taxonomy places the organism in Eukaryota, Viridiplantae, Streptophyta, Magnoliopsida, Proteales, Proteaceae. Gene Ontology annotation, cellular component: chloroplast outer membrane. The transcript has 2 exons. Gene Ontology annotation, biological process: chloroplast organization. The coding region runs from base 18 to 1412 and encodes 464 amino acids. The record is from RefSeq and is a predicted model, not a curated record.
UCAACCAAUCCCUCAAAAUGGAGAGCUCUGGUAGUAAAACUGUUCUCACAAAGCCUAUUCUUCUUAAAGCUGGCAUCCCUUUGGCUCUUUCUUUGGGUGGUUUGAUCUACACUAUGAUCACAACAAGAAGAACACCGCCUCCUGAAGUUCCACCUGCUGAAACCCAAGUAGAUGAUCUGCCUGAAACUGAUUAUCAUGAAGAAUUUCCAGAUAGAGAGAGCUUCCACAGCCUUGAUUCAUAUUCUCUACCAUCUAAAGAAGAAGCAGAGCAAAUCUCAUAUAACCAAGUCACAAAUUCAUUGGAAAGUUUGCUAAUUCGCGAUGGACAUGAUCUAGAAGAGGAGCUUUUUAGCAUAAGGAGGUGGCUCAUAGCUCUUGAAGACAAAGAAAGGGAGCUUGAGAUGCAGUUUUUUCAUUACUGUAGUUUGAAAGAGCAAGAAUCAAUUAUAAUGGAGCUUCGGAACGCAUUGACAUCGGAGAUUUCUCGUCUUGAAUUAUUAGCUCUGGAGGCUAAGCUUAUUGAGGCUGAGAAUCAGAGACUUGAAGCUGUGGUGGUUGAAAACCAGAGAAUUGUAGAGCAACUCAAGUCUGCAAGAGUGGAGAAUGGGUUACUUCAGAGGAAGGUAAAGAAGCUUUUGAGAAAUACUAGAGCGCAUUCUCGUGUUCUUAGGCAACAAGCUUCUGCUCUGCAGUCUACAGAUGAUGAGAUAUUGAGAAAUGAGAAAGAAUUGGAAAGGAGUUCACAAGUAAUUAAGGAAUUAGAGGAGGAAAUUAUGGAGCUGAGAAGAAUUCUGGAUCAAUUGAAGGAGGAGAAAAAAGAACUAGUGGAGAAACUAGAACUGGCAGAAUCAUUGGCUUCUUCAACCUCGAAGGAAAAGAUGCAAGAGACAGAAAAUGGAGACCAUGAUCAACUAUUAACAAAGCUAGAACAACUCCAGAAGGAUCGUGCUGCAGAAGUCGAGGAACUGAUUUACUUACGAUGGAUCAAUGCGUGCUUGAGACAUGAGCUAUUUAGGAAUCAACAGCAACAAAGAACCCACCAUGAGGAGGAGGGGGAGGAGGUGGUGGAGGUGGUGGAGGAGGAGAAGGCAUUAAUAUUGGAAUUAGAAGCAAAUGAAGAGAAGAAAGAUUGUGGGCUUGAGUAUGACACAGAUGGUUCAUCAACAACAGUUUCAAAGCAUCAAGAAUCUUGCUUGGGUAUAACAAGAGGUAGUGAUCAUCCUUUUUCCAAAAGGCAGAGGUUGCUUCGCAAGCUGAAGAGAUGGGUAGAAGGGAGUGAGAAAUGCAAGAAAUUAUGGGAUGAGGACAAACAUCUUCAACAUAAUGAAGGUACAAGUAUUAGGAGGCAGUCUGGUUCAUAUGGGGCAAUAGAACAACAUCAGGCUGCAAGGAAGUCAUGUUCUAGUGUAUAACCCCAAUGUCCUAACAAGCAUUUUCCACUUAUUUAUAUGGAAAAUCCUUGAUAUUCUUUAUGUUGUGGUUCUGGAUUUAUACUUGUGUAACUUAAAUUGAACCUCAUAAUCCAGUUGACCACAUAUGUACCU